UUCCUCUAAUUUGUGCAUGCAUUCUUUAGUAGAGGUACACCAUGGAGAAGAUGUCUCCCAAUAGGAUACGUGUAGCCGUGAUCGGAGCCGGGGGAGCUGGUCUCUGUGCGGCCAGACAUCUCCUUUCACGUCCUCACACCUUCCAACCUCCAGUGGUGUUUGAGAUCUCUAGUCAGGUAGGUGGAACCUGGUUAUACACAGAGGUUUCAGAGAACGAAUCCCACCAACACUCCAGCACGUACAGAAACUUAAGGACCAACCUUCCCAAAGAGAUCAUGGAGUUCCCCGAUUUCAGCUUUGACCCAUCGCUUCCGUCUUUCAUCCAUCACAGUGACGUUUUACGGUACCUGGAAGAAUACACAGACAACUUCAACAUACGGCCACACAUCAGGUUUAAUAGCAGAGUGACCGGUGUCUCUCCUGUAUUGAGGGAUGGGGAGCGUGGCCAGGUGCCAUGGGACGUGACAUCUCACACGCAGGGAAACUCUCACCCUGUGACAGAGAGGUUUGAUGCAGUUAUGGUGUGUGUGGGGCACUACUCUCAUCCUUAUAUUCCAGACAUCCCAGGGAUUGAUACCUUCCAAGGUAAACUGCUGCACAGUCAUUCUUACCGCUAUCCAGAAAUGUUCACCUCUCGUUCGGUGGCCCUUUUAGGUUGUGGACCUUCUGGAGUGGAUAUUGCCCAUGAGCUGGCUCCUUAUGCACAACAAGUCACCCUAUGCCAUCGUGGCCCACCCCCAAAGUGGACUCCUCCUACAGGUGUAACUCUGGCACCAACAGUGGUCGGUGCCACUCCACAUAAUCUAAUCUGUGAGGAUGGAUCUCAACUGGAAGCUGAUACUCUGAUUUUCUGUACUGGAUAUAAAUAUUAUUAUCCAUUUCUGAUGAAAACGAAAGAGCCAAGAAUGCUGAAGAACACAGAAGAAAAUGGAGAGAGUAUAGUUAAAGAGUGUUUUGAGUUCGAUUCCAUAAUGAACAGAACCGGAUUGCUUUUGGCAACUCAAGAAGAGCUGGAAAGUAUUGAACUGAUGAAAUGUAAAGAUAGGUUGGAGUUAAGUAAGAAAAAUACCAAUUGGUUCAUGAUGAACGAUGAACUAGUGGUUCCAAAUGAAGGUCAAGGCCACCUUCCUCCACUCUAUAAACAUCUUAUCCAUGCCCUCUACCCCACCAUGUGCUUCAUAGGCGCAUGCAAGAUAGUGUUACCAUUUCCUCUGUGUCACUACCAGGUUCUCCUAUUCUUGGCAGUGCUAGAAGGAAAAUGCCUACUACCUUCUCCAGAGCAAAUGCUUUCUGAAUCCCUUGAUGAAUUAAAGAACCACCUGAGUUUGCAAUUGCCCCUCAAAUUUCUCCAUCGUCCAGACCUGUGGGAGUAUAAACACUGGCUUGCAGAGACAGCAGGUUUUGAGCCAUUGCCUCCUGUAAUGAAGAAGAUGUUAGAGACUUGCAAGCAAUGGUGGGAAAUAAACCCUGUGUCAUAUCGAGAUUUCAACUUUGAAGUCUUGAGCAAAGAUGAAUUUAGAGUAAUGCAAGGAGAUGCAAGUAUCUUAGUGGAGCCCGUUUCAUCUACUGGUACAUCUGAGAGCUAAAUUGUUUGCUCAAUUUUUUUACUAUAAAUC
Messenger RNA from Pelobates fuscus (common spadefoot toad), 1616 nucleotides. RefSeq lists its product as uncharacterized. Lineage: Eukaryota; Metazoa; Chordata; Amphibia; Anura; Pelobatidae. The coding region runs from base 42 to 1586 and encodes 514 amino acids. Gene Ontology annotation, molecular function: N,N-dimethylaniline monooxygenase activity; flavin adenine dinucleotide binding; NADP binding. The transcript has 5 exons. The record is from RefSeq and is a predicted model, not a curated record.